AUGGACUCGAAGGGGCUGCCCGCUGCUGUCCAGCGCUUUGCUCAUGCCAGCGACCACGCCCACCUCGACCACCUCGCCCCCUCGUCCUCGUCCUCGUCGUUCCCCUCCGGCUCCACCAGCUUCCGACCCGACGCUUCGCCCUCCGCCGCGCGCGCAGAGAAUGACUUUGCGGCAUUCACGGGAGGAGUGAACGGGCUCGCUGGGCUCGAAAGGAGCUGGAAGGACGAGCGGCGACAGACGGCGACUCGGAAUGCCUCACACGACGGCUUCGAGAUCACCGCACUCCUGGGCGGGAACGAAUUCGUGGCGGACGCAGUAGAUGGAGAUUGGGAGCGCGAGUUGAAGGAGGAACAGGCGAGACCGUGUCGAGUCGAGAUGGAGACGACGAUGCCUUCCGACCCAUUCGCCUCGUCCGCCAUCCUCGCCAACCGAUCCACCCGCCUCGACGCACUCGAAGGGAAGGGGAAAGGCAAAGCUCGCGCAGGCGACAUGUCCCCGACCUCGGCAGACCUCCUCUCGUCCCUCUCCUCCCUCGACCUCGCAGACAAAGCCUACCUCCGCUCGCUCCUCUCCCUCUCCCCCGACGAAGCCUUCCAGGAUUAUCUCGCGAGGAGCUCGUAUGCGGAUGAUGUGUACGGGCUGCCGCCGGGUGUCAAGAGGUUGUUCGAGAAGGCGGCGAGGGAGGAGGAGGGCGUGCAGGGCGAGGAGGGGCGGACGAAGGCGCUGAGAAGGCUGGACAUGGUCUUGCAGCACUUGAGGGCGUCAGAAAGUGGUGCAGGUGGGGAGACGGCGGCUAUCGUCGGCCUUUCGACCCAGCGACAACCGCAAACGGUCCCCUCGCAUUCCCCGUUCACCAACUCGGCCUCUUCCGCACAUCCCCCUUUUGCCUCGCCUACACUCGCACAACAGCCCGCCCACCAAUCCUCCUCACCCCGCCCGAGUCCACCCCGACCCGCGCACUCGCACUACUCCGUCCCUUCCUCCCUCUCCGAAUCAGCUUUCAUCACAAUCGCAGGCUCCCAGCCUCGGCACACUACACGACUUGUGGGAAUGGCGAGUCGAGCGGCGGGAGGAGGACAGGGAGGCGAGGUGAAUGGGGUUGCAGGAUCAGGUCAAGGGGAGGGCCGGAUGGCGCUCGACGUGCGGGAAGGGCGGACGCAUUGA
This is a messenger RNA of Rhodotorula toruloides NP11, 1164 nucleotides long. RefSeq lists its product as uncharacterized. The transcript has a single exon. Lineage: Eukaryota; Fungi; Basidiomycota; Microbotryomycetes; Sporidiobolales; Sporidiobolaceae. The coding region runs from base 1 to 1164 and encodes 387 amino acids. The record is from RefSeq and is a predicted model, not a curated record.